Aplosporella prunicola CBS 121167 is the source of this 1333-nucleotide messenger RNA. RefSeq lists its product as uncharacterized. Bases 165 to 1325 code for a protein of 386 amino acids. Lineage: Eukaryota; Fungi; Ascomycota; Dothideomycetes; Botryosphaeriales; Aplosporellaceae. The transcript is spliced from 5 exons. Gene Ontology annotation, cellular component: nucleus. Gene Ontology annotation, biological process: positive regulation of transcription by RNA polymerase II. Gene Ontology annotation, molecular function: DNA-binding transcription factor activity; transcription cis-regulatory region binding. The record is from RefSeq and is a predicted model, not a curated record.
ACAGGGUGGAUAGCUUACCCUUGACUGCAAACAUUGAAACAGUACCUGACAACCAUACGCCGAGUGAGGGCGUUGAUGUCAGCUUUCCUGGUGCCGAUGCUGGACAGAGACUUCCAACUCCGGCAAUCCAUGUAAACGAAGCUUUGUCACAGUCCGCGCUGUCCAUGGCGCUUACAAGCUUCACUGAUGCUCCUACAGAGCCAGCAAGGUACUCCACUUUGUCUUGGCCAAUUGGAGAGAGUAUGAAAGCCAAGUUGCUCUCUGCAUAUUUACGCGAAACUGCAACAUGGUGUGAAACCACGGAUACCUUACGGCAUUUUUCAUACAGAUCAUCUCCACUCAUUACCAGUUCGGAGCCUUUCCUCGCAGCUGCAUUGGCCUUGGCCUCAAGACAGCUUGAUCUGACUACUGAUCAUCCUUACUCCAUCAGCCUAGAGCUGUAUCAAUACAGUGUGCACAAACUCAUCGAGCGCGUGGCUGAAACUUUGGAUGCCUCGUUACUUAUGAGCUGCGUCAUGCUCUGCGUAUACGAGAUGAUCGAUUCACCGGUCGGUGAAUGGCGGCGCCAUCUACACGGCUGUGCGCAGCUGUUCACCUCACGAGGAUGGAAUGGAUCAUCUGGCGGAAUGGUUACUGCCUGCUUUUGGCCCUUUGCUCGCAUAGAUAUAUGGGCUGCGUUUCUUACCCAACAGCAGACAUUAAUCCCUAGUGAUCUGUGGAUCCGUCCCGACUAUCCUACUGAAGAGACGAUACCGCUCGUUGACCGUUAUGCAAACCUCGCUAUAGUCUUAUUUUCCCGGAUAGUCAAUGCGUUGGCAUUCUCAAGAGCCAAUCUGGACUCAGACGAACAAUCAACCUCUCAGAAGAACCAUCAGAUCCUAAUUCUGUGGCAAGAUCUUCAAGAGUGGUACUUAAAUAGGCCUGCGGAGGCAAAGCCACUGAUAUAUACUGCCGGGAGCGGUGGAAACGUAUUUCCUAUCAGCGUCUUUGGCACUCCUUCGGCUAUCUGCGGAAACACUUUCUUUCACACGGGAUCGAUAUUACUUCUCGAAAAGCUUUCCUCACUAUCAGUUUCUAAUACCGAAACUGGCGAUUCUCAAGACAUCAUUUGGCACGCAAAACAGAUUGCAGCUAUAGUGUCAUCAACGGAAGACCACGCAAACUGGGUAAACAGUGUACAGCCACUGUUCAUUGCCGGUAGAUAUUUUAAAGACCCAUUUGAGCAAGUCACGGUUUUGAAGCUUCUUGUCAACAUCGAGCGAAGUACGGGUUGGAAAACCUCCAGCAGACGCCGUGAGCUUAGGGAGAUCUGGGGAUUUGAGUAGAUACCUCU